This is a messenger RNA of Tachysurus fulvidraco (yellow catfish), 1035 nucleotides long. It is a transcript of the gene ssr2, whose product is annotated as signal sequence receptor, beta. Lineage: Eukaryota; Metazoa; Chordata; Actinopteri; Siluriformes; Bagridae. Gene Ontology annotation, cellular component: membrane; endoplasmic reticulum. The coding region runs from base 143 to 697 and encodes 184 amino acids. The transcript has 6 exons. The record is from RefSeq and is a predicted model, not a curated record.
GAUGUCAACGCGCCCUUUUACUGCACCAUAAUAAUAGUAAUAAAAAAAAAACAAAGACACGUCAUGUCUCACAGCGGAUGAAUACGACUGCGCAUGCUCGGGUCUGCCUUCACAAUCUCACCGACCAGGGAACUGAAAGAAGAUGAGGGUGCUGUGUGUGUUUGCUUUGCUUGCCUCGCUGGCUGCGGUGAUGGGGGAGGAAGGAGCUCGUCUGCUGGCCUCCAAGUCCCUGCUGAACCGGUAUGCUGUGGAGGGUCGAGACCUCACGCUGCAGUACAACAUCUACAAUGUGGGCACCAGUGCUGCACUGGAAGUGGAGCUCUCUGAUGACUCGUUCCCUCCUGAGGAUUUUGGCAUCGUCUCUGGGAUGCUUAACGUGAAGUGGGAUCGCAUCGCCCCAGCCAGUAACGUGUCUCAUACCGUAGUUCUGCGCCCACUGAAAGCCGGUUACUUUAACUUUACCUCCGCCACCGUCAGCUAUUUGGCACAAGAAGGAGGGCAGGUUGUGGUUGGCUACACCAGUGCUCCUGGUCAGGGAGGCAUUCUAGCCCAGAGGGAGUUUGACAGACGCUUUUCUCCACAUUACCUGGACUGGGCUGCUUUUGGUGUUAUGACUCUCCCCUCCAUUGGCAUCCCACUGCUCCUUUGGUACUCCAGCAAAAGGAAAUACGAUUCUCCCAAAAGCAAGAAGAACUAAUGAAGAAGUUUGCUGUUAAAGCAUUAAAAAAGGGGUCAUGGGAAGGGCAGACAUGUUUUUGAAAUGGUUUCAGUAAUUUUAUUACCCAUAUUGGGGUAACAUUAUUAAGGAUGCAAGUUUAGACAGGGCUAACAGAAUGGCUGUAUAUCCUUUUUAGACCCAUGCUAGCGUAUGACUGAAGUCAUCUUUUCGUCUUCAUAACACGCAAACUGCCAACUCUUCCUUUUUUUGUGGGGUGGGGGAUUAAGUGUGUAGACAAAUUGGAUCCGUAUUGUCUUCAUGGCUGCUCAGAGAUCUCAAGUGGGAACAAAUAAAUGUGGGUUUUUACAAAAACAAUA